AUGCUGAAGGCUGAGAAACCACCAAAGCAAAUAUGUUUGUGGAAAUAAAAUCAAAACUUGGUUUCUGGACUAAAAAAGAUUUUCUCGGAUUUAACAUCUAUCCAAAAAGGACCUUUGGCGUUCACUGUUUAAAUGGCAAGGAUCACCUUCACUAUACCUGUGGACUGCAUUUUUAUAAGCCGGAUGGAAAUAAAUAUUUACAAUUUGCAAUACCAUAUUUUAGUCUUGCAAACCCUGGCCACACCGCAGUUGCUUCGUUGGCGAUCGCCUUUAUUCACAGUUCCUGGGCGAGAUCUGGCGAGGAUCGGGAGGAUCCGAGACCAGAUGAGGGGUAA
Messenger RNA from Drosophila takahashii, 335 nucleotides. The record is from RefSeq and is a predicted model, not a curated record. NCBI's taxonomy places the organism in Eukaryota, Metazoa, Arthropoda, Insecta, Diptera, Drosophilidae.